CGUGAGUAAUUUCUGUGAGUAAGAGUGCAAAAGGUGCGUGUAGGAUUUGGUAGUCGCGUUUUUUCCUAGUGCGAAAUUUCGCAAUUUGUCGCCAAAAAGUUCAACGUUCCGCGAUAAAUCUGUUGGAAAACGCGAGUACUAGGAACGCGAAAGUGAUAUGAGUACAGUUAAAACGGUUACCACGGCCGGAAUCAUCAGCAACCUCGUGGAAAUGUCCGCCACAAAGCAGACGACGUCCAGUGCCAGUACGCAGCAACGUUCGUACGGAAAAAUUGUCCUAACAUUGGAAAAUUGCCUGCUGCCCGAAACUAAAUUCGAUCUAACGCCUUCCCAAGCGGAUGGACUAGAACGGGACACGGAAGUCGACCUGCGGAUACUGGGUUGCGAGUUGAUUCAGACGGCUGGAAUACUGUUGAAAUUACCCCAGGUGGCAAUGGCAACCGGUCAGGUACUGUUCCAACGAUUCUUCUAUUCGAAAUCAUUCGUACGGCAUAGUAUGGAAGCGACCGCAAUGAGCUGUGUUUGUUUGGCGUCAAAAAUCGAGGAGGCUCCCCGUCGCAUCCGAGACGUGAUUAAUGUGUUUCACCACAUCAAACAAGUCCGUGGACAGAAACAACUGGUGCCGAUGAUUCUGGAUCAGCAUUACAUCAAUCUGAAAUCGCAAGUAAUUAAAGCCGAACGACGGGUGCUGAAGGAGUUGGGCUUCUGCGUUCACGUAAAACAUCCCCACAAGCUGAUAGUGAUGUAUCUGAAGUACUUGGAGCUGGAAAAGCACCAGAACAUGAUGCAGAUGGCGUGGAAUUUCAUGAACGAUUCAUUUCGGACGGAUGUGUUUGUGCGCUACCAACCGGAAACAAUCGCGUGUGCGUGCAUCUAUCUAACAGCUCGCAAACAAAACAUUCCACUACCCAGCAAUCCGGCCUGGUUUCUGAUAUUCCGUGUCAGCGAAGAGGACAUGCUUGACGUCUGCUACCGGAUAAUGGCAUUAUACAAACGCCCCAAACCAAAUGCUGAAUUGUUGGAGGAGGCAGUUGAUAGCUUAAAGAAAAAAUACCAAGAGCAAAAGAAGAAAGACCGAUCCGAUACGAAUACCCCACCAGCGGUGGUUACUGUGGAUCGUAACAACGGAUCGCACAACGCAUGGGGUGGUUUCAUCUCACGAGCGCUUCCGGUGACAACCGGCACAGAGAACAACGGAAACAACAACAACGAGAAAGAUAACAAAAAAUCUCACUCCAAAUCUGGUUCCCGUACGCCGCGGUCCCGUUCUAGAUCGCGAUCGCGAUCACAGUCCCGGUCCAGAUCCCACUCACCUUCAAGAUCUUCGCACUCCAAAUCACGGUCACGUUCCCGAACGCCCGGUUCCCGCUCACGGUCACGCUCGCGAUCCUCCGUAACAGCACAUUCACCGACGCAUUACACCGACAAAAGUGGAGCACGUAAGCUGAAAAAGACGCAAAACCGUUCGCGAACACCAACUAAGGCCGGCGGUAAGCGGAAGAUUAAACGCUACAGUUCUCGCUCGGCCACACCCGAGUCACCACUAAAGUACAAGAAGAGCGAGAAAAAGUACGAUCGACGACGGAAUGAUCGCGAUAGUCGUUACAUGAACGGCGGCGAUCGGGACCGUUCAUCCAAGGGGGACCGGGAUCGUGAGCGGGAUCGAGAUCGCAUCCGAGAUCAUAACCGGGAUCGUCAUCGGGACAAGAGCGGCUACGAUCGGGAUGAUUACCGAAAGGACCACAGGAGCAGUCACGGGAAUGGCGAUAAACGAGACAAGUACAGCAGCAGCCAUCGUCACGGUACCAGCGAUCGGCAUCGAUCGUCUAAGCACGGAGACAGAGAGCGGGAUCGACGGCGGUAAGGGUGACUUUAUUUUAAGUCUAUCGACACUUGUAGAAAAAUGCCAUUUUAGAAGUUUUGCAACCAUUUUUUUUACGUAAGUGUACCUUCGCAGUACACGCAGUUAGCUCUUGUAAAUAGAUGCUGUCUUUGGAAAAAAAAAACUAUUCUUGAUACAAUGAACCUUGAUUGCUAAAUAUGCAAGUAAAUCCACCUGGUAAGCCCGAUAUUCUCUCGACUGAUUAGCUGCGUGAGGCUGUUGCCAGAAAUUGCAAUAGUUUGAAAAGUGAUAGUGAACGCAACAAACCAAGCCACUGCUGCAGCAUCGUAGCAGCUAGGGUGUGCGUGUUCCGAACGGGAAAAAGUUCGCCUGUGCAGGCUUGUAAAAAAUAUCUCAAUUUACACUCAAAGUAGUACAAGAGGCAAAUAAAACUGUCAAAAAUAAA
This is a messenger RNA of Wyeomyia smithii (pitcher-plant mosquito), 2288 nucleotides long. RefSeq names its product cyclin-L1. The record is from RefSeq and is a predicted model, not a curated record. The transcript has 4 exons. Gene Ontology annotation, molecular function: cyclin-dependent protein serine/threonine kinase regulator activity. Gene Ontology annotation, biological process: regulation of transcription by RNA polymerase II. The coding region runs from base 158 to 1864 and encodes 568 amino acids. NCBI's taxonomy places the organism in Eukaryota, Metazoa, Arthropoda, Insecta, Diptera, Culicidae. Gene Ontology annotation, cellular component: nucleus.